AUGGCUGCCCCUCAGCAGCAACAGAGCCAUCUCGGCGGUGUCGGCAACAGCCGCUUGACCCGCGCCUCUAUCUCCGAUCCUACCUCGCUUCCAGAAAGCACCUCCUCGAGGGGCCCUACAGGAGCCGCAACGUCGCAAGCCCGGCGCAAUGAUGAAUCGUGGGUCGAGAUCGCCUCCCAGCCGUCCUCCUCCUCCCUCUCUUCCAUCAGCGACGACAUCGUCACCACGGGUCUGCGGGUCGGAAAUCAGUCCUACCCACCCCGGCGGAGACGACUGCAACACCACUACCACCAGUCCGUGGUGCAACAGCAGGCGCCGCAGUCCUACGUUGUGGACCAUGCCACAGCACGGUCGGGCACGAGCAGCCAAGAGGAGUAUGAUGAGACCGAGAGCGAGGAAGAUCGCCUGAUGACCUCGUCCACCGAGAAUAUGGACACAAGACCGGGGCUCGGUCUUGCGGGCCUCCAGCGAUCUCAGACCGCGAUUGGGCCUGGUGCCAGCGCCGACCUGUCCGACUCCGAGGAGGACGACGAUGGCACCGCUUUGGGCCGCCCGUCGCCGUCGCAAAGUUUCCGGCCGCAGCCUAAUGCAUUCUCACACCCGCCUGCCCACCUGAGCCAGCGCAGCUACUCCACAAACGCAGCCAUACCACCACCACCACACUACCUGCAUGGAAGGCCUUCACCGGCGUCUCACAGGUCGCACAACCGGGCCCGCCCAGAUUUCAGGAACCCAUCCUACCAGGCAGAUCGGGAUGAGGCGCUGCGCGCAUCUCUCACCACCCUCCUCUCCUGUGCGGCGGCCGCUAAGAACCUGCCGGGCCGGAGGGGCCAUGCUGCCAACGGCCCCUCCUCUUCGGGAGAGCCGAUAAUGGGUGCAGGGGUCGGUCCGAGCACGCAGCCGAUGGAGCUGAGGCUGGUCCCGGAGUCGGAGCUGGGAAAUAACGAGACCUCCUCACCGCUUAUGGGUCCCGCGGCCCAAAAGGUAGCCCCAGGUUCACGGCAGCCCACGACCCGGACCUCGUCCAACUCGAGCGCGCAGAGCCAACCAUUGUCCGUCUCCUCCAAGCAGGAGAAGGGGAAAAGAGUUGCGUCUACUACAGGACAGCCCAGGUCACAGAGAGCGGCCAAAAAGAAGAGGACGUCUGUGUCGGCCGUGGACGAAAGUACUGUGACCUGGAUCAGCCCUACGACUCUGACCUGGGUGCUCGGCACUGGCGUCGUGCUGCUAGUCUCCGUCGUGGGCUUUGGCGCCGGCUUUGUUGUUGGCCGCGAGGUCGGCCGACAAGAUAUCCUCAGCUCUGCGAGCGGAACUGGGAGCAGCAUGAGCGCAGGAAUGAACUCGUCGUCCUGCGGCGGCGAGGUCAUACGCAGCACAGGCACGGGCACGUUACGGAGAUGGCGGUGGGGUACAGGUGUGGCCCGGAGCGUGAUUGCCUAG
This is a messenger RNA of Cryphonectria parasitica EP155, 1440 nucleotides long. RefSeq lists its product as uncharacterized. NCBI's taxonomy places the organism in Eukaryota, Fungi, Ascomycota, Sordariomycetes, Diaporthales, Cryphonectriaceae. The transcript has 2 exons. The coding region runs from base 1 to 1440 and encodes 479 amino acids. The record is from RefSeq and is a predicted model, not a curated record.